CAGACAUAAAUACAUUUGAUUGAUAAACCGAAUUGCUUUGAUUGCUUUCGCACAUAAAUAUUUCCUACUACUAAGCUGUCAUUUUCAAUCAUCACUGCAUAUGUAUGUUGUUGUAAUAAAACAUUUCCCUGAAGAGUUUCUGUAUAUUACAUACCGUUUCAAUCACUUUGUAAUUGGCACUAAACAUGUCUGAAUCUCUCAAAUGUGAGGAAAUUCGUAGUAUUCUGAGAUUCUUUUUAUAGUCUGAGGAAAUAUGAGGGGAUGUAAUGACUAACUAGAGGUCAGUGGAAACUUGUGGCAUUUUAAUCGCACUUUUCCCAUAGUAAAUCUCCAAAAUUUCUAAUAUGACUUUCCUGAAUUUGACGAAAUUCUCCUCAAAUUUGGAUAAUUGGGAUGAUACGAUGAAAACAAAUUAAGCUUGCUGUUUUCAAAAUGGUCGAUAUUCAGCCUAAUCCUUAAACUUUGUAUACAGUUCGUCCUGAUAAUCGUCAUUAGAAAAUCCCCCCAAUGGUGUAUUAAUCAGAAGGUGAAUACGAAGCAAGCAUGAAAGAGUAAUGCCGAAAAUCUAGAGAGCAAGCGAAAUAAUGAACAGGAUCAAAAUGUACAUAUAUAUACAUAGUUAAAUGAAUGAAUCAUUGAAUCAUUUAAGCGACUAAUAGUAAGGCUAGCAGUAUGAACAUUGGCGUAGUCAGUAAACAAUGCUUAAGUAUACAUAUUCAUAUAAGUGCAACAAUAAUAAAGGUACAAUCAUCUAAGAUAAGUUGUUAUUGUACGAAUGAUUCUAUCCGUUAAAUAAGCUAACAAAAUGGCUUAACCAAAUGAAAUGUAAACAAAGUGAAUUGCAUGUGAACAAACUACUAUACAUUAUAGCUUGAUAAUUUUUUUUUAAUUUUCGAAAUAUGUAUAUCAGUCCCACCCCCCCUUUUUUUACACAUCAAAUUACAAUCCACUUAUCAACCAUAAAUCAAUAAUCCAAUCAUAAUGAAAUAAUCAAUAAUAACCCGGGAUAUCAGUUCAUUUAUUUUAGUUUUUAAAACGAAACAAAAAAUAUAUGUAUCAGUUUAUUUAAACACAAUUUACUAAUAUUGCGGUAAUAUAAAAAUGAGAAUUUAGUAGUUGAGAUGAUAGAACUUGAUUAAGAAAAUGAAUCAACAAGAAACAACUACAAAAAUCAGUGUUGAUAAAGAAUAUAGAAAGUAUGAUUAUUCAAAGAACUUUGACAAGACAUUGACAGAAGAAGAAGAAGAAGAUUCGACGAAUUGUUCGUCAAAGUUACUUGAACAUCAAUCUCAAUUAGAGAGUCGUCUACUCACUUGUGAAGAUCUGAUUAAUUUAGACAAAAUUGAACCUCGUUGGAGAUAUAUUCGAAUAGGAUUAUUAAUUGGAUUUGGGAUUAUAUUUUUUGGUCUUUUAGCAGCAUGUAUUGUUUACAUCAUUUUUGAACAAAAAUGCCCAUCUGUGCCCAAAUUACCAUUUUGGAAAUCAACAGUUGGUUACUGGUUAGAUGUGUUUGCAUUUAAAGACUCUUCUGGCGAUUUAGUCGGAGAUCUAAACGGUAAUGAGUAUUAGUGUAAAACCUCUAUCACUCAAAUGAUGAUUUUAUCCUUAUAGGUCUCACAUCUGAAGUAGAUUACAUCAAAACUGUAGUCGGUGCAGGAUAUGUGAUAUUAGGUCCCAUUACUAAAGGAUUUUACACUAAUUCAUACAAUAUGCUCGGAUUAGUGGAAGAUUACGAGCAGUUAGAUGAGGCAGUCGGUACAAUGGCUGAUUUUCGUAUUCUUUUAAAACAAUUUCAUAAAAAGGAUAUAAAAGUUAUCUUGACAUUCGAUUUCAAUGCGAUAUCCAUCAGUCAUAAAUGGAUCAUACAGAACAAAGUCAAACUGACGUUGUUUGAUGAUGACUUUAAGAACAAGAAGUCACGAUAUGGAAAUCGAUUGGACGUGAAUAUUAGUCAUCAAAAAUACUAUUCAGUUUUUGAAUAUCCAAGCAUAGAUCUAGAUUUAACUUCUGCCAAAACUCAGAAAGCAAUAUUUGAUGUGAUCCAAUUUUGGAUGAAAGAAGGAAUAGAUGGAAUUCUCCUGGAUAAUGCUGCAUUUUUUGUUGAAGAAGAAGAAGAAGGAACACAAAGCAACCUCAGUUCAACAUGGUUGGAAAACUGUCCUAAUUCUCAAUUAUAUAGAAAUGGAAGUGUGAAAUUUGUUGAAGGUGUAAGAGAAGAAAUGAACAAGUGGAUUAAGGAAAGUGGAAAAGAAAAAUUAUUGGCUGUGAACUCUGGUGAUACAGGUUGUGGUGUGGGCGAUAAUCCAGAUCCAAUGUUAAUGUUCCGAGAUGUGGCUGAUUUAAUAAUCAGUCGUGAAUUUGUAUGGGGGAGAGGUGAAAAAGAACGUGAAUUAACAUUUAACCAAACAGCUCUACAAAAAUAUCUCACAUAUACAGAUUCCGACAAAGAGAUACUUGGUUUGACCACUAGCACUGUUCAUAUUCCGCCAUAUGGAGAUACGCUUCAGCUUGCGACAACAUUGUUAUUGCCAGGACAACCAGUAAUUUAUUAUGGAACUGAGAUUGAUGUAAACAGAGUCACUUCACAAUAUCUUCCUGUAAGUAUUUAUCCGAAAGGAAAGAGUUAUAAUGAUGAACCAUUUGAUAAAUAUUCGUCUGUGUUAUCUCAUAUGCCAAUGCCAUGGGAUUUUAAUGGGAAGAGGUUUUCGGCGACAAUAAAUGAUUCGAGAUUUCGUGACUAUCUCAAUGAUUAUAAUAACAAAAAAGUUGUUGAAAGUGAACUUGCUGAAGGAAAUGACAAAUCCGUUCUUCGUCUUGUACAAAAAUUAGUAGCUUUACGUCAAAAUCCUAGUAUAAAAUGGGGAACAAUGGAGCAAAUAAAUAUUGAUCAAGAAUCUGUAAGUCAUGCUGAAGCAUUUGCACGAAAGGCGAAAGGUUUUCCAACAUUCAUUGUGGUAUUAGUAAAGUAUUUCAAGGAGGAUUAUUUUUUAGAUUUAACUUCUGUUUGUUCAUCAAUUACACCAAGGGUAAUUUAUCCUUCACAUCCACAAUUAUCAGUUGACAAUGCAUUAUCAACUUCAAAAAUAUUCAUCCCCAAACUGAUAUAUUCUAGUUACAUUUUAGUAUUUGAAUGUAAUUAAUUAUAUUUCCAUAUAAUAGAUUUCUCUCACAUCUGAUCUGAACUUAUUGUUUGCACUUUCAUUCAUUUGCUUCAUGUUUGGUUUUCUGCACUUAGCACGUAAACAGAAUUUAUCAGUAUGGGGACUUGUGGAGGUUGUAGUAUUUUCGCUGUUGAAAUCACAAGUCAAUUUAAGUUAAACCACCAUUGAAAACCUAGAAGUACUGGUGUUUAGCUUCAAGAUGUAACUCCUGGUGUUUUAGUGAUGAACUUUGACCAAUGAAAUGGAAUCGGUGUCUAGUGUGACACAAUUAUUCACCUCAGGCAGUGGAUACACAAACGGGGAGACGAACUAGACUAUUCAUCCAUACUUUUUGAAAUCACUAUCGGGUGGUUGGAAAACGUAAAGCGUAAUUUUGCUUCAGUUAAUGUAUUUCUCAAAGCUUUUGAAUACGCUGAAUUACUACUUCACUGGCUACAUCACCUUUAAACUUUAACUUCAGGAAUACAGGCUUUUUCAAUACCGUCGGUGAUUUGACUUCGGGUUUUGUUCCAGGCAUAUGUUUCGUUAGGAACUUUGAUCGUUACCCAUGUUCACAUAUUAAAAUCACGAAUUAAAAAUUAUCUGUUACAUUGUGCUA
Schistosoma bovis is the source of this 3759-nucleotide messenger RNA. The record is from the annotation of a GenBank genome assembly. Lineage: Eukaryota; Metazoa; Platyhelminthes; Trematoda; Strigeidida; Schistosomatidae.